Molecule: messenger RNA, 1817 nt
Organism: Beta vulgaris subsp. vulgaris (sugar beet)
Lineage: Eukaryota; Viridiplantae; Streptophyta; Magnoliopsida; Caryophyllales; Amaranthaceae
Product: E3 ubiquitin-protein ligase DIS1
Exons: 5
Coding region: 453-1370 (305 amino acids)
Biological process (GO): ubiquitin-dependent protein catabolic process; multicellular organism development
Cellular component (GO): cytoplasm
Molecular function (GO): protein binding; zinc ion binding; ubiquitin protein ligase activity
Source: RefSeq, a predicted model, not a curated record
UUUAGUCAAAUACUCAAGUCUCAAAAAAAAAAGAUGGUCUUUCUUUCUCUCUCCUUAAUUUCAAAUUUGUUCCCAUUUCCCCUCAAUUAAAUCCGCUCCCUCUGCUUCAUUUCCUUUAUUAAUCUCAACUCUAUCUUCUCUAUUUUUUUGGGUUUUUUUUAAGUCUUUCUCUCUCCUCCCAUUUAUUUUUUCAGACGGCAAAAACAAAUUAGUACAACUCUUCAAGUACUUCCCCACUUUCAUGGUUAAGCCCCUCCAUUAUUCUUCUUCUUAUGUUUUUAGGGUUUUUCUCUUCUUCGUUAUUCUGCAAUUUGAAUUUCAAAUUUCGAAUUUCUUCCUCCCUUUUUUCUAGGCAAGAGUUUACAAUCAAUUAACACAUUUUAAGAAAGCAAGGCUAGGAAGGGUUUCAAAGAAGUGAAAUAUUUGGGUAGCUAAGCAAUUUGGCCAACAAGAUGGCGACCGGAAGUCCAUAUUUUGAUGAUGUGAGGGGAAAGCCUGAAGUUAUUGAUCCUCCCUCAAGUGAUGAUAUGAUUGACAUUGCUGAACAUGUAGUGGAUCCCUCACAAAGUGCUGUAAAACCAAACCUUACUGUGUCUAGCAGUGUCCAUGAGCUGCUCGAGUGCCCAGUGUGCCUAACUGCUAUGUAUCCUCCAAUCCACCAGUGUUCCAAUGGCCACACAAUAUGUGCUAAUUGCAAGCCUAGGGUACACAAUCGAUGCCCAACUUGCAGGCAUGAACUGGGUAACAUUAGGUGCCUUGCCCUUGAGAAGGUGGCUGCAUCCCUUGAACUUCCAUGUAAAUAUCAAAGUUUUGGAUGUGUCGGCAUAUAUCCUUACUAUAGCAAGCUCAAGCAUGAAUCCCAAUGUGCCUUUAGACCCUAUAACUGUCCUUAUGCUGGAUCAGAAUGCACUGUUCUUGGUGAUAUCCCUUACCUUGUGUCCCAUCUUAAGGAUGAUCACAAAGUUGACAUGCACAGUGGUAGUACAUUCAACCAUCGGUAUGUGAAGUCAAAUCCCCAUGAGGUCGAAAAUGCUACUUGGAUGCUUACGGUCUUCAGUUGCUAUGGGCAGUAUUUCUGCCUUCAUUUCGAAGCAUUCCAGCUCGGUAUGGCUCCUGUCUACAUAGCUUUCUUACGAUUCAUGGGUGAUGACAACGAUGCAAAGAACUACAGCUACAGCCUUGAGGUAGGAGGAAAUGGAAGAAAGCUGAGCUGGCAAGGGGUGCCGAGAAGCAUCAGAGAUAGCCAUCGCAAGGUUCGUGACAGCUUUGACGGCCUCAUUAUCCAACGAAACAUGGCUCUUUUCUUUUCAGGUGGUGAUCGGAAGGAAUUAAAACUACGGGUAACUGGAAGGAUUUGGAAAGAACAGUGACUUAAGUUCUCUGGGAGUUCAAUCAUGUCAACUAUCCCAUCCAUCAAUUAGAAUUAGAAUAUCUUGUCGUUGUAGCGUCACUAGAGUCAGUCUUGUAUUCAUGUAUCUCAAUGUGUGUAAAAUAGCAAACUCUCUUUGCUGGUCUAUGCAUCAAAUACAUGACUGCGUCAAAGUUAUGACGUCUAUGUGCAAAAAUGUUGGCAAAUUGUCAAAGAUGCUUCAUUGUUGCAUACUAGUCAUUGGCUUGUCCCCUUUAAUACGGUCGAAAAGAGAUUUGCAAUGGCAGCUGAACCUGAGGACGGUUCACUUCUGGUAAAGAUGAAGACUUGACGUGAGAAAGCAAAGCUGUCUAAUUGAGUCCAGAUUUGCUGCAUUCUGGUCGUCCUUGAGAACUGGUUUUGUAGCUUAUAUCAGUUCAGUUAAUUUUUUAAUCGCGAUUCUUCGUUA